AUGACCUGCUACUGCAUUGCCAGUUCCUCAUGGCUGACCACCCCCAAAUUCAUCACAAACGUCGCUGCUCGCAGCUUUCGGCCUUUAUUCAACACCUGCUCUAAGGGAUUACAUCGUAAAAGCACCUCUUCGACGAUCGCUUCUUACAGCCAGUGGUGGUACAACCUCGAACGUCGCGGAAUCAGUCCAGCACCGAAAAUUGACCGUCAUUGGGUGGAAGCAGAUGCUCUUCGCGGUUGCCAACAUCAAGCGGAAACGCUUACGGUUGUAUCGUAUAACAUAUUGGGAGAUAGAAAUGUUUCCAAUCACGAAGAUCCAAGUAGAAAUGUUCCCCGAAAUUACUUAGAUUGGAACCACCAUAGAAGAGUUAUUUGUGAAAAACUCCUUGGAUUGAAUCCUGAUAUAAUUUGCCUACAAGAAGUGGACAAGUACUAUGAUCUACUAAACAUUUUGGAGAAAGCUGGAUAUCUCGGUGCCUAUAAGGUCUAUAAUCACCCUGGAGCAUUUGAUUUAGCCGAUAUCAGAAAGCAUGUCUCUAUUUAUUCUGAACUGGAUAUUUCUCUUGAUUUUCAGGGUUAUUUGUCUAGACAAUCACAGUACAGACACAUGCAUGAACCCCAGUCAAGGAGGCUCGUAGUUGGGAACAUUCAUGUGUUAUAUUUUCCUGGCCGAGGAGAUGUUAAGCUUGGUCAAAUUCACUUUCUUUCGUCAAAGGCUCACAUACUUUCAGAAAAGUGGGACCAUGUACUUAUUGUGCUUGCCGGUGAUUAUAAUAGCACUCCAAGUCCAAUCUACAAAUUCUUGUCAUCAUCUGAGCAGCUCAAUCUAAUGCUACAUAACCGAAAAGAGUUGUCUGGUCAGAGACGAUGCCAUCCCUCUCAAGUUCUUGGUCUUAGAAGAGAAAGGGGGAGUUUGUUUGGUCUAAUGGACAGAUUUUGUAAUUCUCAAUGGAGCGAAGAGUAG
This is a messenger RNA of Capsicum annuum, 963 nucleotides long. RefSeq names its product carbon catabolite repressor protein 4 homolog 3-like. The record is from RefSeq and is a predicted model, not a curated record. Bases 1 to 963 code for a protein of 320 amino acids. The transcript is spliced from 8 exons. NCBI's taxonomy places the organism in Eukaryota, Viridiplantae, Streptophyta, Magnoliopsida, Solanales, Solanaceae. Gene Ontology annotation, molecular function: 3'-5'-RNA exonuclease activity.